Molecule: messenger RNA, 1574 nt
Organism: Pogoniulus pusillus (Red-fronted tinkerbird)
Lineage: Eukaryota; Metazoa; Chordata; Aves; Piciformes; Lybiidae
Gene: MAP1LC3A
Product: microtubule associated protein 1 light chain 3 alpha
Exons: 4
Coding region: 89-454 (121 amino acids)
Biological process (GO): cellular response to nitrogen starvation; autophagosome maturation; macroautophagy
Cellular component (GO): autophagosome; cytosol; autophagosome membrane
Molecular function (GO): microtubule binding; ubiquitin protein ligase binding
Source: RefSeq, a predicted model, not a curated record
GGUGUCGCGGUGACGCCACCGUCCCGCUCCGCCGCAGCCCAGCGCAGGCCGCCGCAGCCCUCUGCCGGCACCAGCGCCGCCGCCCGCCAUGCCCUCGGACCGGCCCUUCAAGCAGCGCCGCACCUUCGCGGAUCGUUGUAAAGAAGUGCAGCAGAUCCGAGAGCAGCACCCAAACAAGAUCCCGGUCAUCAUCGAACGCUAUAAAGGGGAGAAGCAGCUGCCAGUGCUGGACAAGACCAAGUUCCUUGUCCCAGACCAUGUCAACAUGAGUGAACUGGUCAAAAUCAUCCGGCGUCGCUUGCAGCUGAAUCCCACCCAGGCUUUCUUCCUGCUGGUGAACCAGCACAGCAUGGUGAGUGUGUCCACCCCCAUCUCGGAGAUCUACGAGCAGGAGAAGGACGAGGAUGGCUUCCUCUACAUGGUCUACGCUUCCCAGGAGACCUUCGGCUACUGAUGCCAGCCGCAAGGUGGCACCUGGAGACAGACGAACUGUGGCGCACAGGCCCCCAGCCUUGGCAGACAACACAAGCAGGGGCUCACAAGAUGGGGGCUCUCUCCCCCUCCUUCCCUGCCUCCCCUUCCCAUGGCCCUGUCACCAAAGAGGCUGGUGGCAUGCGCUGAGCCCCUGCCCCCACCCCCGUGCCCUUCGCCCUGCUCCAUCCGCGCAUCCCCGCGGACCCCCGCACACGGGGCCUCGGCUCCCAGCCCAUCCCCUCCCUGCCCCAGCUGCCCUCCCUGCCCCAGCUGCCCUCCCUGCCCCCAGCUGCCCUCCCUCGGCCGUGUUCGUGGUUCUGCAGCCUGCUGCCAAAGGCCUGCGGCGAGGAGAGGGCAGGACACUGUCCCCUGCAGCUCCAGCGCGGGCAGAGCUGCCUCUGCUCCCAGCCCUGCUGCAGGGCAGGAGGUCUGCACAGCAGCCAACAGAUGUGACCUUUGCCCCCGAGUUUUAAUUGAUUUUAAUGACACCCAGAUCAGAUUCUUGGUGCUACUGAGUAGAUGUAGGCGUCUCUGCAGGGCUGUGGACAAUGCCUAGCCUCGAGGUUUAUGUUACUGGGUUGGGGUUUUGUUGUUGUUGUUGUUGUUGUUUGGAGGGUUGUUUUUUGGGGUUUUUUUAGGGAUAGGUUGGAAGAGGGAGAGGGGGAGGGGGGGGGGAAUCUUUCCUGUGUUCUGUAGGUAAAUAAAUCAGGCUUCAUUGCACUUUAAAACCCAUGGUAGGUGUCAAGAGUGGAACUGACUUUUAAUUUAUACAGGUUUGCCAUUUCUAGUGCUGCUGUUCUGCUGCCAGUUGUCCCUGGCUGCUCUCCUUCUUCUUCCUUUGCUUCUUCCUUUGUUUUCAAUCGAAUCAAACCAUUUCCCCUCUCUCUGUCUCCCCACUGCAUGCAGCUUUCCAGCCUCAGCGUGGCAGAGCUCACUCAAGGAAGGGAGCCCUUUAUAUCUGCUGUGUUUCCCCUUCUGUUUCUCAUGUGUGACAGCAACACAAAGAUGUGUCUGAUGGAAUCCCACCCAGCCCAACCUCUGCAAGGGUAUAUAAAUAUAUAUAUAUAAUAAACAUCAAUUCAAGUUGUAGCUUGUAGGAA